AUGCCUUUAUACAACAAAAAACCCGUUUUCUUAAUUCUCAUUCCACUCCUCAUGCUUCAUCACAAUUGGAAUUUAUCUUUCGAAUUUCCAAAUUUUCUUGGUCCAUAUACAAACGACAUCCUUACCUACCAAGGUGAUGCCUUUGCAUCUCAAGGUACCAUUCAACUUACUAAAGUAAUAAAUCACACAAACGUGCCAAAUAGUGUUGGUAGAGCCUCUUACGCUCUUCCAUUACGCCUUACCGAUUCCACAAAUGGUGAAGCAAGUUUUAUAACCACAUUCUCUUUUCUUAUUGAAUCAAAUGGAUCAAAUUCCGGAGAUGGAAUUGCGUUUUUUAUUGUACCAUAUAACUCAUCUAUUCCGGAAUCUUCUGGUGGUGGGUAUCUUGGUCUUUUCAAUCCAAAAUAUGCUACAAAUGCUCUUCUAAACGAAAUUGUUGCCGUUGAAUUUGACACGUACCCUAACCAGUGGGAUCCACCCUUUGCACAUGUGGGUAUUGAUGUAAAUUCAAUUGAAUCAGUAAAAACGGUAAAAUGGGGAAUCGAGAGUGUUGAGAGCAUCUUAACAACGGUGAUAGUUACCGUUAGUUAUGAUGCUCUUAUACACAAGUUAAACGUUGUUGUAAGUUAUCCUGAAAAUACGAGGGAUGUUACUACAAUUAGUCUCUCGAGUGAGGUUAAUUUGAAGGCAAUUAUGACAACAGAUUGGGCUAGCAUUGGAUUCUCGGGUGCCACGGGAUUAGUGGACGAAACACACAAAAUUCUUUCUUGGAGUUUCAGCUCUACCAUGCAUUAUAAGUAA
Molecule: messenger RNA, 801 nt
Organism: Trifolium pratense (red clover)
Lineage: Eukaryota; Viridiplantae; Streptophyta; Magnoliopsida; Fabales; Fabaceae
Product: lectin CPL-like
Exons: 1
Coding region: 1-801 (266 amino acids)
Molecular function (GO): carbohydrate binding
Source: RefSeq, a predicted model, not a curated record